This is a messenger RNA of Pristis pectinata (smalltooth sawfish), 6962 nucleotides long. It is a transcript of the gene palld, whose product is annotated as palladin, cytoskeletal associated protein. The coding region runs from base 279 to 3275 and encodes 998 amino acids. NCBI's taxonomy places the organism in Eukaryota, Metazoa, Chordata, Chondrichthyes, Rhinopristiformes, Pristidae. The record is from RefSeq and is a predicted model, not a curated record. The transcript has 20 exons.
GAGAAGUGAAACCCAGGGAGAGAGCGUGGCUGCUGUGUGCCUUGGCUUGGGACACCUGGAGCUGACAAUGGUUCUGUGAGGGAAGGAAGUUGGAAAACACUCCAGACAUCCAGAUAUUCCAAGAUGGUGAUCUCUGUACGUUAGUUAUUGCGGAAGCAUUUGAGGACGACACAGGGCGAUACGCCUGUACUGCCACCAACUGCUUUGGAUUGGACAGUACAUCUGCUGAGAUAUACAUUGAAGGUGCAUCUUCCACGGAUUCAGAGGGUGAGGGAGAGAUGUUUCACUCACAGGCUGGUGGCACACCGCAGGCGCAAAAGAAGACGACCUCAGUGUCCCUGACGAUAGGAUCCCCUCACUCAAAGAAGGCAGCAGGUGGCCCUGAGGUACAACAGGUCCGCUCCACUCUGGUUCAAUCCAUUUCCAUCCCAGCGCCCCAGAUCCAGAGUCCUACACCUUGCCUUCCAGUCCAGGAUGGAUUCUCCCCUCCUGUCUUUACAAAGGUCUUACAAGACACCACUGCAUCAGAGGGUCAGGUUGUGGUGUUGGAAUGUCGGGUGAAGGGCUCCCCUCCUGUUAAAGUCCAAUGGCAGAGGCAAGGAACAGAAAUUGAGGACUCGCCAGAUUUCCGAAUCCUUCAGAAAAAGCCUCGAACAGCUAUGGAUCCUGCCGAGGAGAUUUGCACCCUCGUGAUUGCCGAAACCUUUGCGGAAGAUGCCGGAAGAUUCACUUGCACAGUCACCAAUCCCUUUGGCUCUGUGUCAUGCAAUGCUCAGCUCACAAUCUGUCCAGGAAUUGAAGUUUCAUCAAAUAAUGGAAGUGAUUUAGUGGACAAUCUUAGCCCAUCUCCUCAGACUGAAAUCAGUUCUCUAGAACUGCCUCCUAAGAGGAUAGUUGACCCUGUCCAGGUGAACAGCCUUGAGAUCAAACCAAGUGUGGCUGCCUUCCAACUGGAGCUGAACUCAACCAACGAUAAGCCUAAUGGUACCUCAUCCAGCCAAGAGUUCAACGGACCAAACCAUAGACAACCCAUACAGUCCGCCGUCCCGCUACCCUCUCCUGUAAAGGAACCACCGCCGCUCGCUGCCAAACCCAAGCUUGAUCCACUGAGACUACAGCAACUGCAGAACCAAGUCUUGCUGGAACAACAAGCCGGGAGACAAGGCCAGCAACCACUCGAGCUCUUGCUGUGCUCGCCAACCUCUGCCCAGCCGCCCCCUGCCCCAAUGAGUGUGCUGAACCCCCACACUCCAUCGUCAGCCAUGCAGCAAACGACAACUUUCAAUUAUGCUCGACCCAAGCAGUUCAUUGCCGCUCAAAGCCUCUCGUCUUCUGCCGGGUACCUGUCUCCGUCCGGAUCUUCGGGUUCUAACCUGUCCUCGCCCCUCUCUCCCCCCACCGCGCACAAGCCCUUUAACCGGGUGGCGUUGCCUCCUUUCCCCCAGGGGGAGAGUGAGCAGCGACACCUGGGCUCCGCCUCAUCCUGGAGCCCCUCGUCGCCUUCCCCUCCUCUUCCCCCGCCGCCGCCCAUCCACAGCCCCCCUGCUUUCUACGCGCAAGACUCCUACCCUCUGCCUCCUCCUCCUCCGCCCCUUGUCACCUCCCCAACGCAGCCUCCCUACUUCUCCCCCUUACCUGGUAGAUCUUCCCCUCACUCCGGCCAAUCGCCUGCGGCUUUCCUCAGCUCCAUGUUGCCGUCACAAUCAGUUGGGUCACCUGUCAACACUUUGGGCCUACCAAAAGGAGCCAUCCCAAUAACUCCACAAAGUCUGAAGAGAAACAGCAGAACUCCUCGCCUGGCAACAGACGAAGAAAUCCAGGGAACAAAGGAUGCAGUCAUUCAGGACCUGGAGAGGAAGCUGCGCUUCAAAGAAGACCGUGUGAGCAAUGGCCAGAGAUUGACCUAUGAAGAAAAGAUGGCCCGCAGGCUUCUUGGGGCAGACAAUGCUGCCACUGUCUUCAAUUUUCAGGAGGCUGAGGAUGACCCUGGGGCCCAGGAAUACAAAGUCUCCACCUUUGAACAGAGGCUGAUCAGCGAGAUCGAGUUUCGGCUGGAGCGCUCCAAGGUGGAUGAGUCCGAUGACGAGGUCCAGCACGACGAGCUGCCUCCCCAGUGCACAGCCCCGGCCUUCGAGAGGAAACUGAAGCACAUCAAGCUGUUCGAGGGCACGCCCGUCACCUUCAUGUGCAAAGUCAGCGGACAGCCCAUGCCAAAGGUUUACUGGUUCAAAGACGGCAAUCAAAUUUCCAAGCGCAGUGAGCACUACCAGAUUCGUCGCGAGCCCGACGGGACUUGUUCCCUCCACACCAAAGCUGCCACACUGGAUGAUGACGGAAAUUACACCAUCAUGUUGGCCAACCCAUUGGGUAGGACAAGCUGUACGGGAAGGCUGAUGGUCCAAACUGUGAGCCAGAGGGGACGCUCUCCCCGCUCUCCUGCCGGACAAUCACCUGGGAGAAGACCUCGAUCCCGAUCCAGGGACAGUGGAGAGGAAACGGAAACUAUCCAGGAACGCUUCUUCCGACCUCACUUCUUGCAGGCUCCAGGAGACAUGAUCAUUCAGGAAGGGAAGCUCUGUAGAAUGGAUUGUAAGGUGAGUGGGCUCCCAACUCCCGACCUCAUAUGGCAACUGAACGGGAACCAGAUCCAGCCAGACAGUAGCCACAAGAUGCUCGUGCGCGAGAACGGCGUUCACUCCCUUGUCAUUGAACCAGCCACCGCCAGGGAUGCGGGGAUGUACACAUGUAUCGCCACCAAUCGAGCAGGCCAGAACUCCUUCAGCCUUGAGCUCGUAGUUGCAGCCAAAGAGAUGGUCAGAGCCCCAGCGUUUAUCGAGAAGCUACAAAACACUGGGGUGGCGGAAGGGUAUCCAAUACGGCUGGAGUGCCGGGUCUCCGGUGUGCCUUACCCGCAGAUCUUCUGGAAGAAGGACAACGAAUCUCUGACGCAGAACACCGAGCGAGUGAGCAUGCACCAUGACAACAGAGGUUAUAUCUGCCUGCUGAUUCAACCAACCACGAAGGAAGAUGCUGCCUGGUACACUGUUUCUGCAAAGAACGAGGCUGGGAUAAUAUCUUGUACAGCCAAGCUGGACGUUUACUCUCCUCAGUGGCACCAGACACCCGUCUCCAAGCCGAAGAAAGUACGACCCUCUGCAAGUCGCUACGCAGCGUUAACCGACCAAGGACUCGACAUCAAGUCAGCGUUCCUGCCCGAAGCCAACCCCAUCCACCUCGGCACUCAAACCAACCUGGUGGAAAGCGAUGACCUGUAGCUGAACUCUUGAAGGAAAGCAAGAGGGGGUAUUGGGAUUACACGACAAGAGAGCAAGUGGGGGGCAAUACAGCCCCUCGGAAAUAUGACUGCACCCUGACUGUCAUUUCCCAGUCAGGACUCACUGAAAACCUUUUAUUCUUCAUUUUGAAAACGUAAAUCAAUACAACAAAGCAGGGGAUGAAGUGACAAAAUAUAGAACUACUGUUGGAGGAGAAGAUUUUGGCGGACCGACAAAAAUUGGAGUGGAUUGGAUUUUGCACACGCACACACGUGUUACCCAUGUCUCACCUUGCACGGCUAAAUUGUGUCGUAGGUAUUUUGCUACACAGUGGCUAUGAUUUAUUAUUAGUGGUUAUGUGCACAUUAGUAAACCGAUAUUAAGAUACAUAUAAUUACUGUAUAUAUCAGGUAAUCAGUCUCGCUAAGUGCCUGAGCUAAAACCAUAUUAUUUCAGGUGGCAUCGAGAGGGGAGUGUGAUGUAUUCUGUUGGGGAAGGAUGUCAGAGGGAGCUUUGGAAAAUGGUUGUAAUGUUGGGAAUGAGACAGGGACUGAAGAUUACAGGCUUUCCGGAACUAGUUCUCAUCAUAGGAGAGAUUUGAUCUAUGCGUUUUGGUCCUGUCAACUCUGAGGUGGUCAUUGGGUUUGGGAGCCCGUUGUGCUGUGAGUGAUGAUGUGCCCUUUCUCACACUGAAGCGUGUCUCACCCAGUUUUCUUCCAGUCUUUGCAGUUGUUUCCAAGUCAUGAUCUCCCAAUUCAAAUUGCUCUUGGGGUAAGCCUUGCCAAGGUGUUAAAUAUUGGAACGUUAAAAACCCGUGUGACCUCCGGGGAAUGGGCAGACAUUUCGGUGGCACCCCCUGUGUUGGUCAGAGACUGAGUGUGAGCUUGGUGGUGCUUAAGAAGGCUGCGUUGGGCCGGGGAAUGGGCAUAUUCAUCACAAAGCAGCCCCCUACUGAGAAGUUGGGGUGUUACCCUUAGCGUCAAUAUUACCAGAUCGAGGGCAUCUGCCAGACAGUCGCGAGGUAGAUCCCCCCCCCAUACUAGAUCACGUUAUUGGUGAGGGGGUCUGUACAGGAGCCUUGAUGUACAGGGAAGGGUAUGGCUUUAACUUCCUGGGAAUGUCAGUGAUAUUUUAACAUUGCUACUGCGGCACUUACCACAAAGAAUCCAUGAAGCUGCCUACCCAACUCUAGCCCAACAGGGCCCAACUUCUACAGGUUGGCUCAGGUGUUUAUUCUGAUUAAACCUCCAUGUUCAGGGUGUGUUGUGCUGUUCUGGCUUAGGACUUUAUCCAGGUCAGGUUGAGUUGCUUAGUGUUGGCACGCGUGUCUUCUCUUCUUGAUCAAUAGCCAUGUGUGUGCCUCACAGCAAGUCUCUGCAAGGGCCUCUGGGUCAGCUUGGGUCUGGAAAAGAGUCUAGCUCAGGCCAGGUUCCUGGCCAUGGUCAGUUUAGACCCGAGCAGACCUCUACAGAGGAGUGUGGUAACCUCCCGCCCUCUCCAACACCUCCUCCCCUCCAUCCAGAGCAUUGAAACAUGAGCUGAUUGCACCCCUCUGCAAGGACACAAAGCUGCACUGAUGAUCACGGCCAUCCAUUGCCCAAACUGACCCAGGUUGAGAGGAUUUAAGGCAGGACUCAGCACCUUUGGAAAGUGGGUAGUCAACGCCCACGUGGCAGUAACUCACUCCAGCAACUUAACAACUUCUGCACAUUAUUCCAGCAUCAAAUAGAAACCGAAAAGACUCGGCAGUUCAGGCAAGCAAAAGCAGAGAUAAAGUUUCAGUCCUGACCUUUCAUCAGAAGCAUUAUUUUUAGGCACUUUCAUAUCUAAAAUCACAAGUGUGGAUUUCCCAUUGCACCUCCUCUUUUGAAGUUACUUACUGUGAAAAUUGCAAACUUCUAAGAGUUGGUUAGUGAAAGGUUUGGGGACAAAAUCCCUUUACUUUUCCCGUCUAUGUUGAGUUCAGAGGACACAGAGAAGGUGCUGGUGGUUCGAGUGGGUAGGGGAAAGGGAGGUUGAACAUUUCAGACAAGAUCAAUGAAUGUUGUUCAACUAAUCUGUGGGCAACUUUGGUAACUAGUCCCCAUUGUUGGAAAGGAAAACCUGCAGGGUGUGCUGGGCUGGGUGCCUUGUCCAAAUUCAGGUGGCUCAUCUAGUUUUAUUACUAUGUUGAAUGGUUUGUUCAAUCACCUCAGAGUCUGAACUAAAUUGCUGUGGUCAGGAGAUACACGUGGGUCAACGGUUUCCUUCCCCUACAAACCAUCCAUGAACCAAAUGGGUUUUUACAACAUCCCACUAUUUUCAUGGUCAACGACACCAGCUUUUAGUUGUGACUAACUGAGUUUAAUUCCCCACCUGCCUUGGUGGGAUUUGAACUAGUGUCGUGGGGACCACUGGAUAAGUAAUAAGACCUGCUUGAUAUACCAUGUUGGUCAGAUGGGAAGGUCUACAAUUUAGGUGGUAGUGGUGGUCAAUGACCUUGUCACACAGAUAUUUGCCACAAUUUUCCGAGAUCAUUUUGUUUGAUACAAUAAACACUAAUUCUGAUGCACGGCUUAAUCCUGGGGAGUCUACAGGGUGAGACACAGAUAUUGUUUUGAAGGGAUAAUGAAAUGCACUCAGCUCUCAGCAUCCCUCUGGCCCCCAAUUAAACAUAUAUACCACAGAAAGCAAUUUGCUUCACUGCAGUGGUAAAUAGAGAGCCCAUUGCAAAAUAUUGGGCCACAGUCUGGAAUUGGGCCUAGAGAGUAUGGUCUUUUGAAAUAAACCUGAUCUCUUGGUGGAGGUGAUGGAUGUUGGGGUUGGUUCUACCAUGCCCAAGUGCUAUCUUGACUCACUUAGGACAUACUGCUUUGAGUUUGUUUGGAAACCAUGGUAACUUGGCUCUCUUUGGUGGGCGUUCGGGGCACAUGAGUUGGGAGAGUGUUGAUGGAGGUAUGAUGUCCUACAGGGGCUUGGAUAAACCCAGUGGGCAAUUGAUUCUUGCAACAAAGAUGGCAACAGAAAUAGAGCCCUGGAAACAGAAAGGAACACAGAGGUGUUGGGAGGUGCCCGGAAACUGCACGAUGGUACAAAGGAGCUUUGCAUUGUAUAGCAAAUGACUGUACUCAAAGGAAUAAUGCACAUCUUCAUUAUUUAAAAUAUACAAAACUUAAGUGUAACUUAGCUCGGUUCUUGCAAUUUUGUUGUUUGAGGUAUUACAUUGAGAAUUGUUCUAUUGUUAUUUAGGACUGUAUAUCCCAGGCUUUUAAUUCAAUAUUUUAUAAGGAGAAUGUGUAAGACUAGUUCAACUGGUUUCAUCCAUUUAGCUAUUGUUUUUAAUUAAAGGUAAGAUUAGCAUUGAUAUGAACUUUAACUCUGGCCAUGGACAGAAACAAGUGUGGCACAAACACACGUGGAAUUGGUAUGUCUGAUAACACCCUUCGCACCUUUUGCAAUGUUUCAGGUCUGAGUAUGAACUUCACAUCAACCUGAAAAUAUUCAAACCUGACCCGUCGAUGUAUUCCUGCCACUUCACCUGUCCAAUGUCAAUUGCUCACUUUUGCGAUAUGGUGACAUAUUUAAUGGCAAAUGCUUUUUGUUUCCCUGUGACCAUGUAAAGUUUUUUUAAACAUGCCGCAUUUGCUAAUUUUGGAUUGUUCUAAGAUUUUUUUUGUGUUGGGGGGGGAGUUUAAAAUUUAAUAAAAA